AAAAACAGGAAUCAAUUGAAACAAAAAAGUCACGAAUUGAAUUCGAGUUUUACUUUAAUUUCCUUGAAAGAACGAGGAAUUUCACUUAUCCGCGUAUAAAAUGGUUUAAUUUGAAGUUAUUAGCUUCAACCCUUGUUUGGAUGCUGAGAAAAGAGAGGGAAAGUAAUGUCGAUAGAGAGGGAAAGCCUUGUUGAAUAAAUGUUCAGGAGCUUGUGGUGAAAGUUGCAGCUAUGAUGUUGGUGACCCAUCAAUUGCAGGGUUCAUAUGUAGCAUGCCCUUCAAGGCCUUUAUUAUGGAGGAAAGGAUUGACGCUAAAGAGACCUGUAGUUACACUUCAUAUGCUUGGGAGAAGGGAGAGGAGCAUAUCAUUAAGGCACUCUACUUGUUUAUGUAUAGGGGCUCAUACUUGUGGACUGAAUACCAAAAGUAUUAGAAUUUCAGCCUUCAAAGGCAGUGUUGAAAAUGGCGAAUCAGGAGCCAGAGCAAUCGAUGAGAAUGUUCCAAAAAGUUCUAUUAAAGUUUCUUAUGUUCCAAAAGAUGGUGAAGCAACCACAAUCGAAUCUUCAAAGGCUCAUAAUGGUCCAGUUACAUAUUCCUCGGAAACAGGUGAGAACAUUGUGGGAUCUGCUGCUAUUCAGGAAUUAUUCAAGAAAUGGAUAAUGAUAUUGCGAUCACAAUCCCCAAGUCGAGUGAUGGAUGAUGCUCUGGGAGAAGAAGCGCCUCCAAGGGACACGUCAGAAGCUAAAAUUGACACCCAACGUAAUAGGAAAGGCAAGAUUCUAAAGACGGUCUGGAGCUAUUUCUGGGACAUGAAUGCCACAAUCAAAAUUCCCUUAUUAAUAUUUGUUCCGUGGUACCUCGGUGUCAAUUUGAUUUACGGAGCUGAAGUUUCAAAGGAAUUGACUCCUCUAUGGGUAUUUGGGCCCCUGAUCAUUGCUCUUUAUAUCAAGAUGCUUAGAGGCUUAUGUGCCCUGUAUGUUUUCUGCUUCACCCAGACGGUUCAACUAAUUAGAAACUUACCAACUUACUACCUCCUGGCUUAUAACUACAUCGCACAUGGAAAGCUGAAAGAAGACGUACGAGUCCACGUAUGGCAACCUGUGGUAGACAUGAAGAACUUGGACUACAAAGAGGUAUGUAUAAAAAAGAUGAAAGAUUUUCAAGAAUGGAUGAUGGAGAAGUACCUGGACUAUGUUGAAUCGAUAUGGCCGUAUUAUUGCAGAACCAUCAGGUUCCUAAAGAGAGCUAAUCUUAUUUAGAUUUCGAAUUCUUUGAUCUAAGUCUUUAGGUUUUGGGAUUAAAAGAGUGGGUUUUAGAGGUUGAAAAUUUUGGAAAAGAGGUAGCAAACCCCACACAUUGAAAGGGGACCAUAGCCAGACAUGAUAUUUGGAGUUUAUAAAAGGGUUGAAACUGAGUGCCUACCAGAUUUAUUAUUCAUGCUCUAAUCUGUUCUUUUUUUUUUGCCUAUUAUUGUUGUUAUUAUUAUUAUUAUUUGUUUUUAGGUCUACCCUGUAUGUACGUACUGGAAGAUUUGUUUGCUUUGCCACUUCUUGAUGGUUCUUUUCUAGUAACAAAUGUUUUUUUAAAUCCA
Gossypium raimondii (Peruvian cotton) is the source of this 1591-nucleotide messenger RNA. RefSeq lists its product as uncharacterized. The transcript has 5 exons. NCBI's taxonomy places the organism in Eukaryota, Viridiplantae, Streptophyta, Magnoliopsida, Malvales, Malvaceae. The coding region runs from base 231 to 1259 and encodes 342 amino acids. The record is from RefSeq and is a predicted model, not a curated record.